CUGCGGCUACAAAGUUAUAGAGCUACUGCUACUGUCUUUUAGCAGGUCCUGUCUUAGUCUUUUCUGCUUUGACGCGGAAUGUUGCUCUCAUUCUGUCUCUUGGUUGCAGCAUUUGCCCCUACAUUGGUGGUAGGACAGCCCGCAGUGUAUCCCUUCACGGUGGUAGGAAUUCUGGGCAGUGUAAAUGUCAUAGGCACAGAGGUUAACUCUGGUGGCUCUGUGAGCGUUAGCGGAUAUAACAUUCGAAUUCCCGACAACUUGCUUGUCGAUUUUCCCGCAGCACAGGUACCCUUCGCAGAGUUUGCAGCAGGUGAUCGAGCAGGCCCAAAUGAAGUUUCCAUUACCGGGAACGUUGUUGGCGAAACAAUCAUUGCGGGCCAGAUGGCUGUGUCCCAACUCAGCCUACAGGCCUCGAAUGGAAUUAUAGAGAGCUUAAGUUUCGAUGGAGCCAUCAAACUCCUUCACGGACCAACGAUUCGUAUCAACGAUCCUCGGGCGAGAUAUAGCUCUGGAACAACGGCCGUCCCAUUCUUCACAGCUGACGAUGAGAAUCCCUCUAUUACGAGCUUUGGUGGCUUUCCCAUGUGCGUGCCUCGAUCCGGCGAUGACCCUCUUUGUCCGCAGAGUAACAGGCCAACCGCUGUGCCUAAUCCAAAGAACUACUUUGUACCGAAUCCGAUGCUAAUGGCACCACUAAAAGUGGGCGAUUAUGUCGAAUUCUCAUAUAUUGAGUUUGGUGGAGAAUUGCUCUGCUACGCGCUCACUGCGAACGUUGGAAUCUACACGACUGCCGGCACAGCACCAGGGUUCAUCUUGGUUGAAGAUGCACUUAUCGGCGUCAUUAAUAACAAUCCUGACGUUGAAUUUGCCAGAGCCAGAUUUGUAGGCUAUACAACGGAUCCGAACACGCUAGUAUCCAUCUAUGCCAUCGACAUUAACCCAUGUACAGGCGUGGAAUCCGAUCGACUCAUUGGGAGUGCGAUUCCCGAAAACGUCGCCGGGGGCAGAUCCAAGUGGGAGUGGCGCUCCGACCGCCAGGAUAUUGGAUACUACACUCGAAACUACCGCGUGAAGCUUGCGUCAGGCCAGAAACUCACCACAAACGGAAUUCUCUCUGGGCAGUACGUUCAGCCAGUUACAGAAUGGAUUUUCCCCGAAGUCAUCACACCCGGGGCCGUCAACCCACCGCUCGACUUCUCGGGCAUUGGUCCGCUUGCCAACGGAUUCGGACCCUAUUCGAGCGGCAAAAUAUUCAGGCAACUUACUCCCUGGCCUGGUGCGACGCCUCCCACCCCUAUUUCUAUUUGUACCGAUCCCGUCACAUCCGUCAGCGCCACCACAGAAAUUCCAGAGCCAACGGAGACCGGGACUGAAGUGGUAACAGCCACAACCACAGUAGUUCCGACUAUAACCCCCGUCCCCCUCAUCGUCGACGCAGGUUCUGACCAGACAGUCCGCGGCGGUGUACGCGUCACUCUCAGCGGCGCACAAACCGCUCCAAAUAUCCCCACUGCAGACCUCGCAUAUAAAUGGUCUCAAAUUGGUGGUUCGAUCAUUAACAUCGAGAUCGCCUCUCCCGACGCAACGGUCACCACUCUCAACCUCCCCGUCAACCUCGGCACCACCAACGAGGUCCGCGAGUUCCUCCUGCUCAUCACCCAUGUCCCCUCCGGCAGCGUGGCAAAUGACACCAUUGUCAUCACCGCGGACAAGACGUCCAUCGACCACCCCGUGAUCGAAACAUUCACGUGGCAAAGCAAGCAGAGCGGGACCGUUGCCGUAACGGUGCGUACGGAGCUUGUUGACGCUAGCGCGAGCAUGAAGUGUCGCUUUGGAAAUGGAGCGGAGGUGCUAAUGACGAGGGCGGGGCCGGGGGUGUACACGUAUGCUGCGAGGAGCACACCGCAGCCAGCAAGCGUGACAGUGAGGAGUUAUUUUGGGACGGUGGCGGUAGGGGCGGGCGUUACGAGGACGGGGGUCACGUUGUUGUGAUGGGCCAUCUAGCCUAGCAUAUAAUGAAAGUAGGAUGUGGAAUCGUAUAUUAAGUCAUUGAAAUGGUCGUUGAGGUGUGUAAUAGAUUGAAAAACAGGUAGUAGAAUGAUAUAAUCGAUCCUAAAGAG
This is a messenger RNA of Pseudogymnoascus verrucosus, 2120 nucleotides long. RefSeq lists its product as uncharacterized. The record is from RefSeq and is a predicted model, not a curated record. NCBI's taxonomy places the organism in Eukaryota, Fungi, Ascomycota, Leotiomycetes, Thelebolales, Thelebolaceae. The transcript has 5 exons. The coding region runs from base 79 to 1992 and encodes 637 amino acids.